Molecule: messenger RNA, 1594 nt
Organism: Fragaria vesca subsp. vesca
Lineage: Eukaryota; Viridiplantae; Streptophyta; Magnoliopsida; Rosales; Rosaceae
Product: release factor glutamine methyltransferase-like
Exons: 3
Coding region: 183-1274 (363 amino acids)
Biological process (GO): protein methylation
Molecular function (GO): protein methyltransferase activity
Source: RefSeq, a predicted model, not a curated record
GAGGUCUUGGAUAGUAACACACGACUCGUCGUUUUCACGUUUUUAAAUGGUGGGAUCCCCAUCCCGUGUGGACCCACACAGCUCGUGACCGCCUAGCCGCGUGCAUCUUCGCCUAGCCCACUAAGGGCCCAAUUCGUCAAUAACAGGCAAAGAGGGAAAAGCCAGGGUCACUUUGUAAGAGGAUGAAGCUAAGCCUCACUCCAAAACUCUCCACCUUCCUUAAACCCUCCUCCGCCCUUCCUCCUACUCAUCUCCGCCGCUCCAUUUCCUCUUCCUCACUCUCACUCUCACCACCGCCACCACAACCAACUUCUCCAAAACCCAAAACCCCUCUCUUUCUCCGACCACCCAUCCACCCCGCCACCGCCUCAGACCUCCAGCAAUGGCACCACUGGGCCAAGACCCUCGCUUCCUCAGUUGGGUCCUCCUUCGCCGACUCCGACAACGGCCCCGACUCCACCCUCUUGCUCAGAGAGCUCAAAUGGCUCGUAGAUGACGCAGUUCAUCAAGAAAAGCUCGAAAACGGUGAAGGAAAUAUUAGACUGAGAGUGAGCCUGGAGGAGAUGUACUUGCUGUGGAAGCAGAGGAUUGAAGAGAGGAGGCCUUUUCAGUAUGUUGUGGGGUGUCAGCAUUGGAGGGAGCUGGUGCUGUGUGUUCAAGAAGGGGUGUUGAUUCCGAGGCCGGAGACUGAGCUGGUUGUGGAUUUGGUGGGUGAGGCGGUGGAGGGGAAUGAGGGUUUAAGGGAGGGUUUGUGGGCUGAUUUGGGUACUGGGAGUGGGGCCAUUGCUAUUGGGAUUGCCAGGGUUUUGGGUAGUUGUGGAAGAGUUUUUGCUACUGAUUUGAGUCCUGUUGCGGUUUCGGUUGCCAGGUUUAAUGUGGAGAGGUACGGUUUGCAGGAUGUGGUGGAGGUGAGGCAAGGGUCUUGGUUUGAGCCAUUAAAAGAUGUGGAAGGUAAGCUUGCUGGGUUUGUAAGUAAUCCGCCGUACAUACCAAGUGACAAUAUCUCGGGGCUGCAAGCUGAGGUUGGAAGACAUGAACCCAGAGUAGCAUUGGAUGGUGGUGUUGAUGGCAUGGAUGAUCUUUUACAUCUUUGCAGAGGGGCUGCUUCCAUGUUGAGACCUGGUGGAUUUUUUGCUCUUGAGACAAAUGGUGAGAGCCAAUGCAAGUAUCUUGUGGAUUACAUGGAAAAUGAGGCUAGAGGCAGCUUUUGUAAUUUGAGCAUAAUUCCUGAUUUUGCUGGUAUUCAUAGAUUUGUUACCGGAUUCCGUAAGUAAUUCCGGAUUCCUGUGUUGGCCUUCAAGAGUUAAACAAGAAGUAAUCGAAAGUGUUGACAUCUAGCAAACGUACGAGGGUGAAGUACAACUCUACAAAAGAGUAAUCUGGACUUCGUGUAUUCUUGUGCUACAUCAUUUUAAAAUUAAAUGCAAUUUGAAGAAGCAGCACAAUCUGAACGUGUGAACAGUUGGAAAAUGUUGUUUUUUUAUUUUUUAUUUUUUAGAAAAUAGCAAAUAGCAGAUGGUACUAGUGACAGUAGUGAGGUAGUGAUGUGUACCAAUUUUUUAUUGGAUUGAAAGAAUGGAAUCAUCAAAUUUUG